UUGCUAUUGGAACCAACUGGCAUUUACCUGUCAAAAUAACAAAUAAACAAUACCAAAUCAUGAAACCUGUUGCCUAUUGCAAGCCUAAUGAAGCGAAUGCCAAAAGAGCCCAAGCUACAUUACGUCCCACAUGCCGCGUAGACAAUUAUGGACUGGCCAGAAAGAACACGCUCUUAGCCAUAACCGAGCGCAUCAACAGGCAAUGCUAUGAUCUGUACAAGGUGGAUAGAACCGAAUGGCUUGUUAACGAGAACGAAGCGAUUGGGGUGCAAGAGAAGCAUAAACAAGAACUGGGCAUAAUAACGCAAGAGUUCUUCAAGCCCAGCUUUAAGGGAGCACCAGAGCCCCUACUCGAUGGUCCAGUUGUGCGGAGGGCAGUAAACAUUUCCAACAGCCACGUCUGCUGCGAUGUCAAACUAUGCAACGAGAAACCAAAAUAUUCGGGAGCAUAUAAAAUGAAUAGUUUAAAAAAUCUGCUCAACAAUGAAAAUGUUCAGCUAAUUGACAGCAAAGAGCUGCAAAAUCGCUUUAAAUCUGCCGGUUCAAGAAUAUCGACACGAAAAUACAAAGUAGACAAGGCCAAAGAGAGAACUAAGACACCAAAUGAAACAAGAAAAAAGACUCCACAAGAGGUUCUGCGUGCGUGCAAUAGACCAAAGUCCCAAGGGAAGGUGAGGCCGCCAAAGAUGCCGUGGCGAGAGAGCAAAAUUGUUAAGCCUGAGAUGGAGCAGUCGUCUAAGCCCAAGGCGAUAAAAUAUAAACAGACUGAUACUCUAUUGCCGAUAAAUGAGGAUGUACGAAAGUUUUAUGAGCGAUAUAAAUGGGUCGAACCUAAGCGAAGGUUGCCAGUCGAAUCAAAGAAAAAUCAACAGAAUAGAAACUGUGAAAAUUGUCUGCAAAAAAAGGUACCCACGUCAGAGUUAAAUAACAAAAAAGAAAUGCCACAAUGGAAAUUGGGUCAGGAGCUAAAGGCAAGAGUGAAAUUAAACGAUUCAAAUAGAAAAAAGUCGGAGAUUUCGCGAAAAAAAUGGAAAAAUGCCUUAAAUAUAAAACUCGAUAAGAUGAACAAGAAGUUACCAGUGGGCAAUACAAAAAGGAAAAGCUCCAGCGAUUCGAAUUCUAAUUCGUCACGAUCUCAGAGCUCUAGCGAUCCGGAUAAGACGCCAAGGCCCAAUUAUUCUAGCGAUCCGGAUAAGACGCCAAGACCUCAAACGGUAAUACUUAAAAGUCCUAGAAAACCGGAUAACAAGCGAAAACCUCUCACGAGUUCUGAGAACAGAGAUCUUAAAGAAACUAUAUUUCAGAAUGACAAGGUGGAGAGUCAAGAACAACAUAAUUCAAAGCAAAUACAGAAAGCGAUAGCACAACUAGAAAAUUUAGGUCUAUUUCUUGAUAAAAUUGAAAAGGACGUCAAUCCAGAAGACGUAUUUAAUGAACAAGCAGAGGUAUUGAAUAGGAAAAAUAUUGGAAUAGUAAAACAGAAAGAAAGAGUAGAGAAGGAGACCAGGACACAAGUCAGGGAUGCCAGUAAGAAAGACUUGAUGGUUAAUAAGAAAAUAGUAAAGGGGACAAAAAAACAAGAGAAGGAUCCUAGAAUAGAAAUCAAAGAGAUAAAACAGAAAUUAUUAAUAGAAGCUAAAAUUAAACAGAAAGAUAAAAUAGAAAAGGCAACCAAAGAAAAAGAAAAGCUUGAACGGAAAGUAUUAAGGCAAAAUGAACAGAAAGUGAAGACAGAAAAGGAAUCCAAAGCACACGAGCUUAUUUCUAGAAGAAAAAUUCUAAAGAAUAACACGAAAGUAUUGGUGGAAAAUAAAUUAAUUGUAAUCGAGCAGAAAGAGAAAAUAAAAAAUCAAAUCAAAGAGCAAGCCAAGGUUUACAGAAGAGCAUUCGCUAAGAUUGGACACCAAGCCGAACAUGAAGCAGCGGAUGCCAAUAAGGAGAACAUAAAGACGGAAGGAAAAGAUUGCGUAGAAAAUAAACCCAAAGAGCACUUGGAAGAUUUGAUAAGGAAAAUCUUAAGUAGUAAACGGGAAAGAAACAGAGAAGUAGAUUUCGAUUUUGAAAACCUUAACUUGGAACAGUUUAAAAGGCUGAUUAUCAAAUUAAAAAAUAUUCACAUAAUGAAAAAACAAAUUUCCAUGGGCGGGAUAAAAACAAAGAGUCUAAAGCGACUGAAAAAGAGGUCCAGAAAAAAGUUAAGUGAAUCUAGAGAAAAAUCCAAAGAGUUCAAUAUACCCAAAGAAUGUUUAUCCGGCAAAUUCGAUAAAACUGAAAAUCUCAAACCAGUUACAUAUAACGUUGCGAAGAAGAAGACAGCUGUCGUAGAGGGUUUAAGACCAAUGAGGCCGCUCUUUUCAAAUAAGGAAAUGAACGCGAGGCGGGCAGCAUUGGCGAGUGAGGUGCCGGAGAAUCUAAGACUGUUUUGUCAGACAUAUAUCGAGCAGACCAUCGAACAUAAACUAGGGACAUUGGCAGAAGCCGACAGCAGUUCCAGUAUAGUCGUAAGAAAUUUACAGAUUGCCAAUGAAGUGCAGUUUGCUAAAAUUCAGCCGUAUCCAAAGUUAGGUAUACGUAGGGAGUACGAUCUGAGGAUAAUAUCAACAGAGCUUGAUUGUGUAUUGUCUUUAGAGGCGCCCAAUUUAAGUUAUGAAAGGUAUUCACUUUGUGACACCAUUCAGAGGUUUUUGUUUUGCCUCUAUUUUGUACUUUUAAUUUUUAUUUUAUUUAUCGUAUUUUUCGAAAUGAAUCCAAUCUAUUGGCGUUGGCUGCUGCGGCGAUUUAAGUACUUUUAUUUUGAUAAAAAAUUAAUUUUGCAAAAAAGGUUAAAUUUAUAAAAUUUAUAAUUAAUAAUUACAUAUGGUUAACUAAUAAA
Molecule: messenger RNA, 2872 nt
Organism: Drosophila novamexicana
Lineage: Eukaryota; Metazoa; Arthropoda; Insecta; Diptera; Drosophilidae
Product: calponin homology domain-containing protein DDB_G0272472-like
Exons: 3
Coding region: 60-2834 (924 amino acids)
Source: RefSeq, a predicted model, not a curated record